Brassicogethes aeneus is the source of this 711-nucleotide messenger RNA. NCBI's taxonomy places the organism in Eukaryota, Metazoa, Arthropoda, Insecta, Coleoptera, Nitidulidae. The record is from the annotation of a GenBank genome assembly.
AUGAAUAUUGAUACUAACAAAGAUCAAGGUCCAGAGACAGCUGAAGCUAGCACAAGUCAAAACCACACCACAGGCACGCCUCUAAAAGAUGUACCUACGCCAUUUAAACAAUGUUUGUUCUGGCCAGUAAAAAAACCCACCAAAAAAUUAAAGCGUACUACGAAAGAGAAGGUGCCUUCAGUUGCGUCAUCAACACAAUGGCAAGAAUAUUACAAAAAAAAACAAGAAGAAAAAGAUCAAAAAGAACGGGAAAAAGAAGAGAGAAAACGCAAAAGAGAAGAAAAUAAAGAGAAUAAAAAACUCAAAAAGAAAAAACGUCCAUCCACUGGUCCCAAAAGAAGAGUUUUAGAUGAUACAUCUUCUUCAGAUUCGUCAGUAGAAGUAGAAGUUCAAUCUGAGGAAGAAACCUAUUUUCAAAUAAAUGAACUUUCACCAAAGUGUGAUAGCAAGGAUUUGAACAUCGGCGAUUAUGUUAUUGUCAUUUAUGAAGGAGAAUUUUUUCCAGGUCUGAUACAGAAAAUAAAUAGCACCAGUGCAUUUGUUAAAGUUAUGGUAAAAAGUAAUAUUAAUACUUGGAAAUGGCCAGUUAAGGAUGACAUUUUGUGGUACGAAUUUAAGGAUAUUAAAGAAAAAAUUGAAGAGCCAAUGCCAACAAAUACCCGCGGCAUGUUUCGAGUGGCGGAAUUACUAAAAUAUAGUGUGUAUUUUUAA